ACCGGAAGCGUGCGACUAUACACUCAUCAUCUUACCUCUCUUCCGAGUCCUCUGCAUUUCUGUCCGUUAUUUCAUUAAACGUUCGUUGUACAAGGAGAUUAUACAUUUGAAAACUGCAGAAACUACAAUGUGCUGUUUAAAAUAGCAUUUCAAGCUUAAAUUCAUGAGGAAGAUAACGGCCAACUGCUGUGAAGAUGAGGAGGCUGAACAAAAAGAAAGCACUGAACUUUGUGAAGGAGUUGGACGCUUUCCCCAAGGUUCCCGAGAGUUAUGUGGAGACCACAGCCAGUGGAGGAACUGUGUCUGUGUUGGCCUUCACGGCCAUGGCACUCUUGGCCUUCCUUGAGUUCUUUGUGUAUCGAGACACAUGGAUGAAUUACGAGUAUGAAGUGGAUAAGGAUUUUACAAGCAAACUACGAAUUAAUAUUGAUAUCACAGUUGCCAUGAGGUGCCAAUUUGUUGGAGCAGAUGUGUUGGAUCUAGCCGAGACGAUGGUGGCAUCUGAUGGCCUGCAGUAUGAACCUGUUGUUUUUGAACUUUCUCCUCAGCAGAGGCUCUGGCACAGGACACUUUUGCUCAUUCAGAACCGUCUGCGUGAGGAACAUUCACUCCAGGAUGUUUUGUUUAAGAACGUCAUGAAAGGUGCCCCCACUGCUCUCCCACCCAGGGAAGAUAAUCCCACUCAGCCUCUAAAUGCCUGCCGGAUACACGGAUACCUUUACGUCAAUAAAGUAGCAGGAAAUUUCCACAUCACAGUUGGCAAGGCCAUCCCACACCCUCGAGGUCAUGCCCAUUUAGCGGCCCUGGUCAGCCAUGAGACAUACAACUUCUCCCAUCGUAUAGACCAUCUGUCUUUUGGAGAGGAAAUACCUGGCAUAUUAAAUCCACUGGAUGGCACAGAGAAAGUGUCCGCGGAUCAUAAUCAAAUGUUCCAGUACUUCAUUACCAUUGUGCCCACAAAACUGCAGACGUACAAGGUGUCAGCGGACACACACCAGUAUUCAGUCACUGAACGGGAGCGAGUGAUCAACCACGCGGCGGGGAGUCAUGGGGUUUCUGGGAUCUUUAUGAAGUAUGACAUCAGCUCUCUGAUGGUGAAGGUGACGGAGCAGCACAUGCCCUUGUGGCAGUUCCUCGUGCGGCUCUGUGGCAUCAUAGGAGGCAUUUUCUCAACAACUGGCAUGUUGCACAGUCUGGUUGGCUUCUGCGUAGACGUGGUCUGCUGUCGUUUUAAACUGGGGGUUUAUAAGCCCAAGAGUAUGAGUGUUUUUGAUGGCCAUGUGAACAGCCUGACGCCUCUUCUUUCUGAGAAUGCUGAACAGUAGCUGGGCUCUCCUCCUUACGGCAUUUAAAGCUCAUUUCAGUCACAUUUCAAUCUGAAUCACAACUGUUAAGUUUCAGGAUUCUGUUAAUACAUGACAUUGAGGUUGGUUGUCA
This is a messenger RNA of Carassius carassius (crucian carp), 1437 nucleotides long. RefSeq names its product ERGIC and golgi 2 (gene ergic2). NCBI's taxonomy places the organism in Eukaryota, Metazoa, Chordata, Actinopteri, Cypriniformes, Cyprinidae. The transcript is spliced from 14 exons. Gene Ontology annotation, biological process: retrograde vesicle-mediated transport, Golgi to endoplasmic reticulum; endoplasmic reticulum to Golgi vesicle-mediated transport. Gene Ontology annotation, cellular component: endoplasmic reticulum; membrane; COPII-coated ER to Golgi transport vesicle. The coding region runs from base 195 to 1325 and encodes 376 amino acids. The record is from RefSeq and is a predicted model, not a curated record.